UCUCCCCCGACCCCGGUACCGGGCCCAUGCCUGGCUCACCGGGCUUCAAGCCGUGUGCGGUCUGUCGUCGGCCGAUGCCCACUGGUGACCCGCACGAAGCCUGCCUUAAGUGCUUGGGCGAGGCCCAUCUGACAGAUAAGUGCCGGAUUUGUAAGGCCUUUAAGCCCCGAAUGAAAAAAGAGCGGGACGUUCGCCUCAAGCAGUUGCUGAUGGAGGCAGCGCUAACUCCCCACUCCUCGGCAUCGGCACCGAGAUCAACCGGUUCAUCGGCACCGGAGCAUACCUCAGCGAAGACUCCGAGUCACUGGCCUUCUCUGGCAUCGGGUUCUACCCAGCACCGCUCGACGUCACCUCCGUGCAAGAAGCGCAAGCCUCCUGCGGCUGCCGUGCCUGCACCACAGUCAGAGCACUUAGCCAGGCCGGACCACCCGGCACUGCCGUCUGCCGCGGCGUCGACUUCCGCCGCACCGUUGACUCCGGCCUCGGACGAGCCGUCGAGUCCGGUGCCUACCAGCUCCCCGGCGCAGGCCACGGUUGAGCUUGUCGUGCCCUCCACUCCGGAGGUGUUCUCCGCGGCACGGGACCUGAUCGCAUUAACGGGGCCUGAGCUGCCUCGACCCCCGGCACCGCCGGUGCGGGUCCCCCAAUCCACAGGCAAGCUGGCCCUUGUAAGACCUUCCUCGCCCGGUACCAUCGGACUUCGCCACUCUCGGUCCCAGUCCAGGUCCCGCAGACGCUCACGAUCCCGCCAUCGUUCUCGAUCCCGGUAUCACUCCCCCUCGCGGUACCGGUCGUGGUCGCGGUACCGCUCGAGGUCCCCGUCGCCGUCCGGACACUACCGGCACCGUUCCAGGUCCCGUCAUCAUUCACGGCACCGGGCUUCCCGCAGCCGAUCUUGACACUACGGCUCCCA
This is a messenger RNA of Gopherus evgoodei (Goodes thornscrub tortoise), 913 nucleotides long. Its product is annotated as lysine-rich arabinogalactan protein 19-like. The coding region runs from base 27 to 899 and encodes 290 amino acids. The record is from RefSeq and is a predicted model, not a curated record. The transcript is spliced from 2 exons. Lineage: Eukaryota; Metazoa; Chordata; Testudines; Testudinidae.